Messenger RNA from Penicillium cinerascens, 1626 nucleotides. RefSeq lists its product as uncharacterized. The coding region runs from base 1 to 1626 and encodes 541 amino acids. The record is from RefSeq and is a predicted model, not a curated record. Lineage: Eukaryota; Fungi; Ascomycota; Eurotiomycetes; Eurotiales; Aspergillaceae. The transcript has a single exon.
AUGACUCGGCCCUACGAACCUCAUACCCACAUUCCACCUUUUGUGAAACCGCUCGCUCCUUACGUCAAACCCCGACAGGAAGCCCUCCGCAUCCGCCAGGCAUUGACGUCGUACCUGCGCUCGCUUAUCGUUUUUGACGAUGCAAAUCUUCCGAACCACGCCCAGUCCCACCUCGCCCUCUGCGCACCCUCUGAUGCCGUCGCGGACGUCAACCCCAUCCUUGCCGAUCUCACGGGACUGCGCAAGGAAUAUCUGAAGGCGCUUCAGGCCAAUGUCGCAGCGCGAAAGGCGCUUCGUGCCGCGUCUGAGGACGUUGCCUCCCUAAGACGCCAGCGAACGGCCCCUACCCAUCCUGCUGAAUUCGCCGAUCCGCAGGACCCGGGUACCGACCUGCGAGAUUAUCUCCAGCUCCUGCGCGAUCGGCGGCGUCAUGCCAAAUUACAGGUGUUUCAGCAUUACCUGGAACAGCUUGAAGGUAAAGAAGGGGUCGGGUUGGAAGACAUCGGUGCUUCGGAGGAUCGGAGCCCGCACCUGGUAUUGCCCGAGGGCUUCGAUGCAGAUGUGCCUGGUCGCAACGAGACCGAUACAGAUCUAGAGGGAUUGGUGCACAAACUUGAAAGAGCAGUGCUGCGCGCCCAGACACAAUUGGAUCGGGAGAAGCAGUUGUUCGAGAAAACCAAGGCUCAGUAUGGUUCGAGGAGGAGUGGAUCGGGCGAGAUCCCUCCAGCCGUCAAAGCCCAGGCAUUACAACGCACGCGGGAUGAACUGGUUCAAUGGGUUGAAGAACGGCUGGUCGUCGAAGGAGACCCGGACCAGAGUCUAGUGCAGGACCUUCCCCCCGAAGAAAUCGAGGAGGCCCAGCGUCUACUGGAGCAUCAAAAGAUGCAAAUCACCGAGCAGUACACUGCGUACUUACAAGCUCGACGAGAUCUUCUUGACGCCGCCUCCAGAGCCUGUCAAUCCGUGACCGUGACCUCGAAACCUCCAGCUCGGCCAACGCACAGAAUCGAAGCCGCUGCCGAAGAAGUACAACCACCCAAUGCACUGGACGUGAUGUCGUACGCAACCGAGACUCUUGUACCGCUCUCCAAGAGCCAGAAGGCUCUGGCUCUGCAGAAGUCUUAUCUGUCUGGAUUGCUUGCAAAGGAGAAAUCUACAACACUUCGGGCCCUGCGCCGUUUGAACGAUGAAAGUCAUCUUCUCCCCGAGUACCCAAUUCUUGCGCGACAGCCGCGCUUCAAACAUGUUGUUGCCUCCCUCAAUCCUCGCAGUCCACCGCAGUCCGAGCGGAACCAAUCAGACGAAGUGUUGAGCCUUGCGGAAGCAUGGUCCUUUGCCUCGCACGCAGCAGGGGCAAAUGAGCGAGACUACGUGCAGCAAAAAGUUGCGCUGGGCAAUGAGGUGGCACAGGAUGCGCGAAAGACACUAGAGGAUGUCUAUGGCAUUCUCAAUCAAGACCUGAAUGAGAUCAUUGGCGAAGAAGCGGAACACGAGGUGGAAACGGCAGAUAUUUGGGCCUCCGAGGCUCGCUCAACGCGAGGGUUCAACAAAUCUAGUGGAACCCGGAUAGAGAAGCGUCCGAGAGGCCCUUGGUCGGGACUAAAUGGGCGGGUUGGAGUGGAAUGA